This is a messenger RNA of Striga asiatica, 1656 nucleotides long. Lineage: Eukaryota; Viridiplantae; Streptophyta; Magnoliopsida; Lamiales; Orobanchaceae. The record is from the annotation of a GenBank genome assembly.
UGGGUGGUGUAUCCGUGUAUGGAAGAAUAUGGAAGAAAAAUAAUAUAUUUAUAGGGAUGAUAAAAGAAUAAUAAAAUAAUAGUUGUAGUGGAGUGACGUGAAUUUUUUGACUUUAUUUAUGACUUAUUUUUAGUAGUAGGGAGCUUAUGGGAAGGAAUUAGUGUAAUUAGGUAGUGCAGUAAAAAAAAAAAUCCUAGAAGUUGAAAAGAGAUGAAUGGUAAAUAAAAUUGAAUUAAAAAAAUUAAAUUACAUACCUAGCGGAUUCGUGUCGUGUCAUUGUACUUUCUCUUUCGCUGAAAGCAUCUUCAGAUAUUCCUCCCCACCAUAUUCGCUAGCGCGCACGCCGGAGAACAAGUACGUGGGCGACAUGGCAACUGCGAACGCGGAGGUGGCCGAGAACGGCAAUGCGGAGCCGCCGAGAUCGGCGUUAAUAUUUCUCGGGACCGGCUGCUCGAGCGCGGUGCCUAACGCGAUGUGCUUGAUCCAGCCAUCCGAUCCUCCUUGUCAAGUCUGCUCCCAAUCUUUAACCCUACCGCCUGAUCAGAACCCUAAUUACAGGUGCAAUACAUCCCUCCUAAUUGAUUAUUGUGGUAGUGAAGGAAAACAUAAAUAUAUUUUGAUAGAUGUGGGCAAGACGUUUAGGGAGCAAGUUCUGCGGUGGUUCACCUUUCAUAAGAUACCACAAGUAGAUUCAAUUAUAUUAACUCAUGAACAUGCUGAUGCUGUUCUCGGUUUGGAUGAUAUACGCACUGUGCAACCCUUUAGUCCAACAAAUGACAUCAGCCCAACUCCCAUCUACCUCACACAAGAUGCAAUGGAGAGCAUUGCAGUGAAAUUCCCUUACUUGGUUCAGAAAAAACUCAAGCCUGGUCAGGAAGUUAGGCGUGUUGCUCAACUUGAGUGGAAAAUUAUAGAGAAUGAUUGCACAAAACAGUUCAUGGCAUCUGGCCUGCAUUUUGUUCCUCUACCGGUAAUGCAUGGCGAAGAUUAUGUAUGCCUUGGUUUUCUAUUCGGUGAAAAAUUUAAAGUAGCAUAUAUAUCAGAUAUUUCACGCUUUCUUCCAGCCACAGAAUGCUAUAUUUCGAAAGAUGGUGGUCAGCAGCUUGAUCUCCUUAUAUUGGACACACUGUACAAGAAAGGAUCUCACAAUACUCACUUCUGCUUCCCUCAGACACUCGAUGCCGUUAAGAGGAUACACCCUAAGAGAGCUUUGCUUAUCGGGAUGACCCAUGAGUUUGAUCACCACAAAGACAAUGAAUUUCUCGAGGAAUGGUCUAAAAGGGAAGGGAUACCAAUUCAGCUAGCACAUGAUGGGCUUAGAAUCUCUGUAGACCUUUGAUGAGGUAAUUGUUUGAAUUCGUAGGUUAUUGAAAAUCAUUUGUUCGACACGGGAAUAUUCGCUGCUUUCUUAGACCACUGACUGAAAAUGCUCAUCUGCCAGUUCAUUUGCCUGUUGAAAUUAUUGUAGUUAUUUGAUGGAAAGCUUAUAUUAUUGUUUUAUUCCCCUUAGAUAUUAUUAGCGGGGAUUUUAUUAUCACCACCGGACUUGAGAAUGCAAAAAAAGAAGCAAAAUUUUAUGUUGAAGCCAUUGAAUGUUUAUGUUCUAUAAUAUUUCUGUGUUGUUCCCUUUCAAUGUUGAUUCAUGAGAAGUACGAG